Messenger RNA from Dovyalis caffra, 447 nucleotides. NCBI's taxonomy places the organism in Eukaryota, Viridiplantae, Streptophyta, Magnoliopsida, Malpighiales, Salicaceae. The record is from the annotation of a GenBank genome assembly.
AUGCCGAAGAACAAGGGAAAGGGAGGCAAGAAUCGAAAGAGAGGAAAGAACGAUGCAGACGACGAGAAAAGAGAGCUGAUCUUCAAAGAAGAUGGUCAGGAAUACGCACAAGUAAUACGUAUGUUAGGAAACGGUCGAUGUGAAACCUAUUGCAUUGACGGAAUCCAAAGGCUUGGUCAUAUCAGAGGAAAGAUGCAUAAGAAAGUAUGGACUGCUGCUGGUGAUAUUAUCCUUGCGGGGCUCAGGGAUUAUCAAGAUGAUAAGGUUGACGUCAUCUUGAAUUAUAUGCCUGACGAAGCCAGGUUAUUGAAAGCUUAUGGAGAGUUGCCGGAAAAAUUUAAAUUGAAUGAUCCGGUUGCUGGUGGUGUUGGAAUAUAUGGUGGCGAUGAUGAAGACGGUCUUGAUGAUCAUUUUGAUUUCGAAGAUGAGGAUAUUGAUGAGAUCUAA